AUGGAUUCAGAAAUCGUAAAAGGCAAACCUCUUACAAAAGAAGAGACAAAGUCUUUGCUUGGACUAAUAGAAGGUAGCAAAAUAAUAACCACCAAAACAACCAACGCCACAAACAGCAAACUCAAAACGGAAGAGUGGAUUCGUUUGGCAGAGCGGUUCAAUGCCACAGCUACGAAUUGUCCGAGAACACCACAGCAGUUGCGUUUGAAGUGGGAAAAUUUAAAAAAGAACUCACGCAAGCGCAGCACCCAAAUAAGCAUGAACCAAAUUAAGACUGGUGGUGGUCCUGCCGAUUAUAUACCUCCAGAUGACAUAUUAGACCGGGUGACCAGUCUAUUAGGAAGUACAGUCAGUGGGUUUACUGUGCCUUUUGGGGGUGAUAAGGAAAUGGCUUGGUUUGAUGUUUGUGGUGGUGCUGAUGGUAUAGUUGGAAUAAGUGGUGAUCUUGAAAAAAUUGGAAAUGUGACGGUGCAGACAGAACAAAUAGUAGAUACAAGUGAUACCACAAUCUCAACACCAUUAUCUAAUAAAAAAGGUAUUGAGACUGUGGCCGCUGACUAUCAAGUAUUGGAUCUAGUUGACAAAAAUUUAAUAACUUCUAAUAAAAACAAGAGGCUUACAUUUGGUACACCUAGGGCAGAGAAAAAGAAAUUUAAGCCAGAUGAGAACAGGACAGCCAGGAACACUACUAUAGCUGAAUAUUAUUCAGCGAAAAAACAAUGCUUGGACGCCAAGUUAAAUAAUAUUAACUUAGAAAAUGAUUAUUUAAAACUAAAAAAUGUAGAACUUAAAUUGAAUAAUGAAAAGCUUAAGUUAGAGACUGAGAAAUUAAAAUUAGAAUUAGAGAGGUUAAGAAAGCAAUAA
Molecule: messenger RNA, 864 nt
Organism: Parnassius apollo (apollo)
Lineage: Eukaryota; Metazoa; Arthropoda; Insecta; Lepidoptera; Papilionidae
Source: the annotation of a GenBank genome assembly